CGAAACAAAGAUAUUAGCAACCCAAACCAAAUACUUAAUAUACAACAGUCAAGCUCAUGCGAUACCUGCGAGCCUGCUCUCGUAGGCUAGCCAGGUCUUCGACUCGACGUGGUAGCGAAAGGAAACAGUCAAUACAUUUGGCGCCCAUACCGAAGGCGGGGUGACGCGCGCGUACCGCCGCCGUCAUUGCUACCACCACCUGCUCUUGUCCCGCUAAUAUCCCAUCACAAAGGACAGCGGCUUCCCGUCGGAUUGGUUUAGGCUUUAUGCCACCCAGAAUACUGAAGAAUCUUCUCGCCAAAGUUAAGGGCAAGGGCGACAAGAAUAUCACGCGUAUACGGAGGAGACGCGCUCUGGCGGACGUCGCAUGGAAGGCAUAUCCGAGGCUGCAACUCCUACUUUUUGUGAUAGGCUAUGUAUGGUUGCUUACAAUCCCAUCUACAUUACACGGACAGCGGACGUACAUCGACGAGAAUGCCUUGCAGCCAGGGCAGGUCAAUACGAACUGGAAUUGGGGCGAUGUUCAGCGAGCCGACCGCUACCUUGAACACCUGGAGCUCAUGAGAGACCGGAACGCUUCGAGUCACGAAACAGCCACGUUUAUCUCGAACGAGUUUCGCAAGCUGGGAAUACCUUCCUCUACCCAGGAAUACGGGUUCUUGACCACGUCGGGGGUGGUCAGCGGAACGAACGCAUAUGCUGUGCUUUCAUCACCUCGCGCGUCUGGGACGGAGGCCAUGGUCAUCAGUGCCUCGAGGCUCAGUCGAACCAGUGAGGGGGACGGGACGCCAAAUCUCCGAGGCGUUGCCACCGUCCUGUCCCUUGCUGCGUGUUUCAAAGGGUAUUCAUUGUGGGCCAAAGAUCUUGUUUUUGUAAUCAGUGAUGGCUAUCUAGACGGUAUGCAGGCCUGGAUCAGCUCAUACCACGGCGUCACGCAGUCCAAUCUUGUAGCAGAACCAUUACAGCUGUCGUCUGGGAUUAUUUGGACAGCUUUGAACAUUGACUACCCUGGGCAUUCGUUCUCCCACUUAGGAGUGUUUUUCGAGGGCCUGAAUGGGCGAUUGCCCAACCAGGACCUCAUCAAUUCCUUCCAGAUAAUCUCGCGGCACACAGGAGGCGUCCCUGUGCUCGUUUACGAGCACAUUGACCAGAACGAGUUUCCAGACCUCGUACCGGACCUCGUACCUCAGUGGCUGCCAGACGGUAUAAGACGUCACGAUACAACAAAAGAGUACGCCUACCGGGCCCAGAAUGUCAUACGCCACGUUGGCUACCAGGCGCGGGGUCGUGCGAGCGGCGUGCACGGGCUAUUGCACCAGUUUCAUAUCGACGCCAUCACCCUGUUCGCCGUUCCCGCGCAAGGUCCUCAUGGCUUCCACGCCAUCGGUCGAGUCGUCGAGUCGACGCUGCGCACGAUGAACAACCUACUAGAACGGCUGCACGCGUCUUUCUUCUUCUAUCUACUCGUGGGCAGCACGACGUUCAUGAAGAUCGGUAGCUUCCUGCCUGCGCCGGUGCUCGUGAGCACUGCAAUGCUCAUCGGUGGAAUGGGCGCGUGGACGCGCGCGCGCUGGACCAGACAAGAACAGGCGGAGUACGCUACAGAGAAGGGGGAAGAGGAUCGCGACGUGCCAGCAGAGAGGUGGGUCGAGCGGUCGAGGCCUAUCGUGCCCGCCCUGUUCGUCAUCGUCUACACCCACGCGCUCGGCAUCGUGUUAUUCCAUCUUUGUACGCGGCCGUGGAUCGCCGCGGGUGGAAAGGUAAGUUCGUCUACUUUUCCGGGCAUGAGUGCGACUAACGGGCGACAGCUUGCGUCGACUUUGCUGUUCGCCACUGUGUCCGUCGCAGCAGGGGCAGGGUCUCUUCUAGCACGAUCGGAGUCAUCGAGCACGAAGUCUCCAAACUAUAUGAUCCUCAAAACUUUCAACCUAUGCCUCGCCUCAACCGUCAUUUCCGUUACGUCCGUGCUGAACUUCUCCCUCGCUGCAACUCUCGCGGUUUUCAUGGGUCUACCGUUGACGCUCUCCGUGCCCUCACGAUCCGUAACGGCUGGACUGGCGAAAUUCGCGUUGUAUACACUGUUCGCCCUCGGAUGGCUUCUCUUUACACCGGGAGAGAUAGCGCAGGCCGUCAAAAACUGGGAAAUUCUCCGUGUGUGGUUUGCGCCAUUUGUGUGUAUAGUGUAUACCCCACUGGUAUUACAGGCAGGCAUCAUCUGCCUACUGCGCCCGUAACACCGACACCUCAUGUACUUAUCUAUCUCGAGUAUACGACCGUGCAUCAGCCUAUGUCCAUCUGGCUGUCAGCAGGAUCUCCAAAGAGGUCGCCCUCGUCGCUGGACGCGUCGUCCCCAUCUCCGCCUUCUGACCCGCCUGCAUCGUCCGCGCCGCCCUCCAUCUCUAGUCGGCGCUUCUCUUUCAUCUCGUCCCGCUGGGCAAGUUUCGUGUCGAGAUCCGCCUGCAGCUUGCGGAGCGCGUCCUCGAAGCGGCGCUGGGAUGUCUCGGUUAGCAGUGCACUGUACGCUAAGUGACAGACUACGACAUACUCUGAUCAGCGGGUUCGCCGAGCUCGCGAUCUCCUGCUUCUUCUUCGCAACGGCCGCAUCCAAGUCUCGGAUCUCCUCGUUCAGGAGCUUCUUCGCUUGCACCGCCUCGUCGUCCUCGUCGUCCUCCUCAUCUUCGUCGCUUUCGUCCUCAUCCUCAUCUUCAUCGUCGUCACCAUCACCCUCCUCAUCCGCCUCGUCGCCGAGCGCCAUGUCGAGCUCCGCGGCCAAGUCCUCGUCGAUAUCACCCUCUGCCUCCUCGCCCUCGUCUUCCCCGCCCUCCCCCUCGCCUUCGCCGAAGUCUGCACCAGGCGUCAUUCCAUCUCCCGCCUCCGAGCCGCCAAAACCUGGAGUCUCGGGUUCUAUAGCGUUUUCUCGAUCAAGGUACUCAGAGUCGGACAGGUCGGGGUUGACAUUCUCCAGAACAUCUGCGAUAGCGAAUGAGAAGCUAAAUCACGGCUGGUUUGCAAGUUGCUCACCAUACCGCACCUCGUCUGCUAGCUCGUCCUCUUCCAGGAGCCGCUCGACUUCUUGCUCCACUGUUUCAAUUGUCUGCAGGAGAUGUCAGCAACACUCCCAGCAGAUAGAUGGACCCGCGGACCCGACGGUUUAUGCGCUUACGGAACCUUCGUUUCCUGACAUGAUGCAGAGGAGGCGUAAUCCCAUGAGGGUAAAUGAACUCGUCGAUGUUAAUAUUCUUCUGGUUCACAAUGGCAUCUUCAUUGGGUAUCGGCUCUCCAACCAACAGCAUCUAUAGUGAAAGCAGGAG
Molecule: messenger RNA, 3311 nt
Organism: Phanerochaete carnosa HHB-10118-sp
Lineage: Eukaryota; Fungi; Basidiomycota; Agaricomycetes; Polyporales; Phanerochaetaceae
Exons: 10
Coding region: 267-2234 (655 amino acids)
Biological process (GO): attachment of GPI anchor to protein
Cellular component (GO): membrane; GPI-anchor transamidase complex
Source: RefSeq, a predicted model, not a curated record